UUGGUCCCCUGCCAGUAUCACUGGGCAGGUCGAAUUUCAGUUUCAUUUCCUAAGCAGGAAGCUGCAAGCUGUGGAAAGGUUUCCAUUUACUGCAGGGUUGUUUUCUGAGGCAGAAGCUGUCCUGGGCGCUAGCCUUUGUGCAGACUCUUCAUAUAGACUGUGAAGUAUGGCCAUGAGAACUCGUUUGACGUGGUUGCAAGAAAAGUGCCUGCAGAAUUAUUUUGGAGGAAAACGGCUUUGUCUUCUUUAUAAGGCGAGCGUGCAGAAGUUCUGUGAGCAGGAUUUGUUAGGGAAAUGUUGGAAUCAUGGUCCCACCAUGGUUGUGCUGAACGGCGAAAACUGUGUUGUUGGCGCCUACCUGCGAGAGGGCUUCCAGAAAAGAGAGACUUAUAUCACUCUUUUUGCACUUCGAGAGACUGAAGUUUCAGAAUGCUUAAUAGGACCGCAUUUGCCAGCUUUAUUGUUCUAUGAUGCAGAGACUUCUGAUUGUAUUCCUGGUUUCCAUAUAGUGUUAAAUGAGAAAAAGGUGACUAUAAGUUCAGAGAUCUGCAAAAAGCUCGGACUGCCUCCUCAACAUUCCCCCAUGUUUAUUCAAGACUGUGAAACUUUUCGAUGCGAAGAGUUAUUGGAUGAGAGAAUGACAAGAGACAUUGCUGUGAUACAGAAUAAUUUAUUGCAAGCACUGAGAACAUAUACGCCGUAUGGAGACCUGGUUCCCCAAGCACGGAUUCUGCUGCUGGGUCCCACAGGAGCUGGAAAGUCUAGUUUUGUCAACUCAGUCAAGUCCGUUUUCAGAGGCAGCAUCACACACCAGGCCUUGGUGGGCUGUGACAUAGAUGGAGUCUCUGACAAGUAUAGGACGUAUCCCAUCACAUACAGGGAUGAUGGUCAUCCCCUGCCGUUUGUUCUGUGUGAUUCAAUGGGCCUGAAUCAGAAAGCCGGUUUGCAUGUAGACGACAUCGACUCCAUCUUAAAAGGCCACACUCCUGACAGAUACCAGUUCAAUUCCAUGAAACCAAUCACACCAAAUCAUCCAAACUACAUUCAUGACUCACUGCUGAAGGACACAAUUCAUUGUGUGGUGUUUGUGUUUGAUGUCAGUUCUAUUGAACAUCUCUCUUAUGGACUGGUGGCAAAGAUAAAAAGAAUUCGAAGGGCACUGAUAAAAAGUGGCAUUCUGCAUGUGGUUUUGCUUACGCACGUGGAUAGCCUGGACCUGAUUACAAAAGGAGACCUUAUAGACAUAUGCAGCUGUGAGCCUGUGAAGCUCAAGCUAGAAGCAGUCCAUAGAGACUUUGGUUUCGCCUUUUCUGACAUCUUGGUGGUUAGUAAUUAUGUCUCGGAAUGGUAUCUGGACCCCGUGAAGGAUGUGCUCAUCCUCUUGGCACUGAAACAGAUCCUGUAUACUGUCAAUGAUUUCUUAGAAGACUUGCCUUUGAACAAACAGGUAUCAGAAGAGAAAUAUUCCAAUGUGUGCAGAAAAAAGAGAAAAUAAGAGGAUUCAUCAUUUGGUAACAAUUAACUCAUCAGCAGAACAAUGAGAAAGAAGGAGCUGAAACUAGAAUGCACAUGUAUAGAAUAAUAGUCCUUUGAUAAACAGAGAGUAAGAUAAAAGUGAUCAGUUAUGAAAAUCAACCAUAGUUCCUGUUGUAUCUAUAUUCUGUAACUAUGAAAAAUAAGACUGGUUUGUUGUUAUAAAACCCAAAUCUAACUCAAGUAUGUGUCAUUCAUUUUCAAAUUCUACUAUUGUGACUAUGGGUUACAAGUGAUAAAACUCAACCUGGACAACAUUGGUGAAGAGAUGACUGUAACAGAAAAAAAUCAUUAAAAUGAUUCUUAAUGGUA
Molecule: messenger RNA, 1845 nt
Organism: Mesocricetus auratus (golden hamster)
Lineage: Eukaryota; Metazoa; Chordata; Mammalia; Rodentia; Cricetidae
Product: interferon-induced protein 44
Exons: 9
Coding region: 167-1495 (442 amino acids)
Source: RefSeq, a predicted model, not a curated record